Messenger RNA from Rhinopithecus roxellana (golden snub-nosed monkey), 4627 nucleotides. RefSeq names its product gamma-aminobutyric acid type A receptor alpha4 subunit (gene GABRA4). Gene Ontology annotation, biological process: chloride transport; regulation of postsynaptic membrane potential; gamma-aminobutyric acid signaling pathway. The transcript is spliced from 9 exons. The coding region runs from base 983 to 2647 and encodes 554 amino acids. Gene Ontology annotation, molecular function: transmitter-gated monoatomic ion channel activity involved in regulation of postsynaptic membrane potential; benzodiazepine receptor activity; GABA-gated chloride ion channel activity. The record is from RefSeq and is a predicted model, not a curated record. Lineage: Eukaryota; Metazoa; Chordata; Mammalia; Primates; Cercopithecidae. Gene Ontology annotation, cellular component: neuron projection; GABA-A receptor complex; postsynapse.
GUCAACCUCUGGAAGUAAGUCAACUCCAUUCUGAAAAAGAAGAGUGUCGCAAGAAGUGAAAGUGAUUUUGACCAGAGAUCGCUUGUCUCCACUUCUCCCCUCCUCUCCAGAAAAGGAUGGAGCAGCAAAGCGGAGGGUGUGCGCGUGUCUGGUGGAGGCGGGUAAAGAAACGGGGUGUCUUUAAAGCAAUAGCUUAGCAAAUACUGGGACUAGAGUGCGGCUCGAGUCCACUUCCCAACAAUUUGGCGAGAGUCCGCCGGGUGAGUUGUAACCCCUGUUAGCAGGAAUAAUCUUUUUGCUUUCAUUGCCCUCCCUACCGCCCCCCAUAACACCUGAAGGGGAGGGUCUCAAAGGUCUUUUGAGCCCGGACUUGAUCCCCUCUCCUCACCACCGCUACCACCCCACGCCCAGCAGUCCCCAUCACCCGCCCUUUCUCCACCUCCAACCUUGACUCUGGGUACAAACAGGUCCUCGCACAACCUGACGAGAGAGGAGCUUCAUUGGUUACAUCCAAAUCCCAGCGGAAGGGAGGGGCCCAGGAAGGAGGAGGCCGAGCACUGCUGUGGGCGGGAAGCCCACCUGGGGUCGGGGGCUGCGGAGCCGGAGGAGGGGCGAGAGACCUGGGUCCUCAUCCGCGGAGUUACGGUCGGAACAAACUUGCCGAGUCUUGCAGCGCAAGCGCGCGGAUGCUAACCCCAGAACCUUCAGCGCGCGGGCACGAAAGGGUGUGGAGCGGUAUACAUAGCUCUACAUACACAUUGAGCGCUGAGCGAGAAAGGAGGGGGCGAGGAAGGCAGGUUCCGCCUCCCCUGGCCCCGUGCACACACACGCCCACCGCGGCUCGGGCUGGCUGAGCGCGGGCGAGUGUGAGCGCGAGUGUGCGCACGCCGCGGGAGCCUCUCUGCCCUCUCCUCGCACCCUGCUCAGGGCAUCUGAAGAGCCUGGAAACGUGAACAGGCUUGAAGUAUGGCAUGUUGCAAAGAUGGUUUCUGCCAAGAAGGUACCCGCGAUCGCUCUGUCCGCCGGGGUCAGUUUCGCCCUCCUGCGCUUCCUGUGCCUGGCGGUUUGUUUAAACGAAUCCCCAGGACAGAACCAAAAGGAGGAGAAAUUGUGCACAGAAAAUUUCACCCGCAUCCUGGACAGUUUGCUCGAUGGUUAUGACAACAGGCUGCGUCCUGGAUUUGGGGGUCCUGUUACAGAAGUGAAAACUGACAUAUAUGUCACCAGCUUCGGACCUGUUUCUGAUGUUGAAAUGGAAUAUACAAUGGAUGUGUUCUUCAGACAGACAUGGAUUGACAAAAGACUAAAAUAUGAUGGUCCCAUUGAAAUUUUGAGAUUGAACAAUAUGAUGGUAACAAAAGUAUGGACCCCUGAUACUUUCUUCAGGAAUGGAAAGAAAUCUGUCUCACAUAAUAUGACAGCUCCAAAUAAGCUUUUUAGAAUUAUGAGAAAUGGUACUAUUUUAUACACAAUGAGACUCACCAUAAGUGCGGAGUGUCCCAUGAGAUUGGUGGAUUUUCCCAUGGAUGGUCAUGCAUGCCCUUUGAAAUUCGGGAGUUAUGCCUAUCCAAAGAGUGAGAUGAUCUACACCUGGACAAAAGGUCCUGAGAAAUCAGUUGAAGUUCCGAAGGAGUCUUCCAGCUUAGUUCAAUAUGAUUUGAUUGGGCAAACCGUAUCAAGUGAAACCAUCAAAUCGAUUACGGGUGAAUAUAUUGUUAUGACGGUUUACUUCCACCUCAGACGGAAGAUGGGUUAUUUUAUGAUUCAGACCUAUAUUCCAUGCAUUAUGACAGUGAUUCUUUCUCAAGUUUCAUUCUGGAUAAAUAAAGAAUCAGUUCCCGCUAGGACUGUAUUUGGAAUAACAACUGUCCUCACCAUGACCACACUAAGCAUCAGUGCACGACAUUCUUUGCCCAAAGUGUCCUAUGCUACUGCCAUGGAUUGGUUCAUAGCUGUCUGCUUUGCUUUUGUAUUUUCGGCCCUUAUCGAGUUUGCUGCUGUCAACUAUUUCACCAAUAUCCAAAUGGAAAAAGCCAAAAGGAAGACAUCAAAGCCCCCUCAGGAAGUUCCCGCUGCUCCAGUGCAGAGAGAGAAGCAUCCUGAAGCCCCUCUGCAGAAUACAAAUGCCAAUUUGAACAUGAGAAAAAGAACAAGUGCUUUGGUUCACUCUGAAUCUGACGUUGGCAACAGAACUGUGGUGGGAAACCAUUCAAGCAAAUCUUCCACAGUUGUUCAAGAAUCUUCUAAAGGCACACCUCGGUCUUACUUAGCUUCCAGUCCAAACCCAUUCAGCCGUGCAAAUGCAGCUGAAACCAUAUCUGCGGCAAGAGCACUUCCAUCUGCUUCUCCUACUUCUAGCCGAACUGGAUAUGUGUCUCGAAAGGCUUCAGUUGCAUCUGCUUCUACUCGUCACAUGUUUGGAUCAAGAUUGCAGAGGAUUAAGACCACAGUUAAUACCAUAGGGGCUACUGGGAAGUUGUCAGCUACUCCUCCUCCAUCAGCUCCACCACCUUCUGGAUCUGGCACAAGUAAAAUUGACAAAUAUGCCCGUAUUCUCUUUCCAGUCACAUUUGGGGCAUUUAACAUGGUUUAUUGGGUUGUUUAUUUAUCUAAGGACACUAUGGAGAAAUCAGAAAGUCUAAUGUAAUUUUGUUGCUAUAGUAGUUUGCUAGAAGAUGAUGAAAAUGCAGAAUGUCUUUUUAAAUGUUUUUAAAUAUAAACAACUAUUCUUUAUUAAAAUAAAAAAAUCUAUGUAAUUUUUUCCAUUUAAAGAUAUAAGCCAGUUAUUGGGAGAGUUAAUUCCUCAGUGAAAAAGUGAACUAUGUUUUUGUUUUCCAGAAAAAUUAUUUUAAAAGAACUCAGCAUUCACUUAGAUAGAAUACACACCAUCCUGGAAAGUUGGGAUAAGAGAAAUAGAGCUAUUAGAGACAUGUGGCACAUAUUUUUUCAUUGAUAUUUGAAAACAGACUAUGACAUUUUAAAAAUCUACCCGAUGAAUAUCAACCUGCCACCCUAAAUUUCCCAGUGGCACUGCCCUUAACGAGAAUUUUUUUUUGGAUGUCAUAUGCAGUGACCUUUGGUGAUCUUAGGAGCUUCAGGAAAAGGAAUUUUCCUGUUAUAUGAAACAUUGGCAAAAGGAAAUGGAAUAGUAUAAACGCUGAUCAAUAGAGUAAAAACUCUGCUGCAUAAAAAACUAAGACAAAGACCAAAGGAAAUAUGUUCCCUUUCUUAUGUUGGCCAAACAGUACUUAACAGUUAAUUUGAAAUUUUGUUCUCUGAGCCAAAGUUUAACUCAUUGUAUGAAUUCUUUUUCAUGGUAGUUCAUUUAGUUAUGUAUUUAUUUACUACAUAGUUAUUCAGAGCCUGCUGUGUUCCGGGAACUAUGCUAGAAACUGUUUCUCUAGGAAAGCUCUUGCACCUUUACCUACAAUAUUACUUAAAAAGUAGAACAGUCAAUGCAUGCCAAAGAACCAUAAACUAGCAGAGGACAUUGCAUUCUUUAGUGAAGGACAUUUAUUUAGAGUCUGACAACAUAUUCAAAAUAUUCUCUCCUCCUAUACUGAUAGUGGAUAACACAUAUAUUUGUUCACAUAACGACUUUGAGAUAAGUACAUGUUAGUACAACUUCAGCAAUUGGUUUUCCAAAUAGAUGAGAAUGUGAUACAGAUUGUUCUGUAAGUGAAAAGCAUUGUGUACUUGAAAGUAAAAAUCUGGGCACUAUAAGACUUAAUAGAUUAACUGUCUCAAAUUUGAUCAGAGUCACAGAGUAGAGUUUGAUCAGAGUCACAGAAUCAUCAGAAAUAGGAACUUAGCACAGGCAUUUUCAGGUGCUUUCCCCAACAUAGAUCUAUAUAUUAGCUAGUGAAAUGCUAUAUUUUGAAGAAUUUUUGUGUCCAUAGUUCUGUAAUUCUGGGCAGUCUUCAUGUUGGUUUUUUAGGAGUUUUUUUUUUUUAAGGUUUUAUAACUAAGGUGAAUAUUUUAAAAUUAAGAGAGCAGAAAAUGAAACGAGUAAAGAAAAUAUAGCUGUGGGGUAGGAUGCCACUGACUCUGCUAUGUGGUUUAUCAGGAUUUUCAUCUACUGACUUCUUUCUCAUUAGGUAGGCUUAACAACUUAAUUGAAAAUUUUGCAACUGUCUUAGCAGCUCAGUCUAAGUCUGGUUCUUGUCAUAUUGCCUUUAGAUUUUCUUCUGUGCUUCUCUCUAUCUGCUCUGGAAUGGAUGAGUGAAUGUGUUCUGGGUGUUUUAGGGAACAUAUUGAUAGAAAUGGCCACAUUGCAGACGAAAUCUCUCUUUCUGUUUGUUUGUUUGUUUGUUUGUCUGUUUGUUUUAGAAAAGAAUUCAUAGUAGGUAAUUGGCAUUGAUUUUUCAGUUAUUUCAUUACCUUAUAAUAGUAGUUUUUGAGACUUGAAAAUUGUGCAAAUGUCAAAUAUUAAUUGUAAGUCAUAUCUGAGAAUUCUUUCUUGGCUGUCUUUCUAGGUAUUCCAUAAAAUCAACACAUUUUAAGGCUGAAAGAUACUGUAGAAAUCACCCAGUCCCAAUCCCCCGUUUUAAAACUGAUUCUAGUAAAAUUAGGCCUGGUAACAUCUGUAUAUAUGUAUAUAUUUAAUAAAGAGUACUUGUACAAAAAA